GAUCUGCACCCCCGCGUCAAUCUAUCAAUUUAAAUUGCGAACAACUUGUUUGGGGGAUCUCAGGGCCGGUGGCUCACAUCACCGAGUCAACCAAAUACCUCCACUUGCCACUCAUAUAAGGACGACCCCCCCACUUCUCGCAUUGAGAACACCCAUUACUGCACAAGUAUCUUCCGGCACUUGUGCUCCCAUCCGCCUGCAUAUAUCUGAGGAGUGGCUUAUCUAAACUACCCCAUCCCUCCCACCUUACACCCCACACGUACCCCAAUGGCGUAUUACAAUUACUAUCAGUCCCAUGUCCCCUACUGGGGUCAACAACAGUACGCGCAGCAACUUAUGGCCCAAGGCUACCAGUUCGCUGCUCCCCCAGUGCCAACUUAUCAGCCCCAGCCCAGUUGGACCGGCCAGGACUACUACCAGGCCCAUUAUCGAUUGGCCAAUGGCAAUUUUGCUGACAGCGAUGUGUACGUCUCGUACUGCGGCCUGUUCGACUACGUGUGGUCGAGGCUGAGGAGCCUCGUUGGAGGGUCGAGCGUUGGACCCUCUGAAGCUAGACAUUGGCACCGGCGUAUUUACGGUGGAAUGAUCGAUAUUGGUUCACUCCCCCCAGCGGAUCUCGGUGCUGCCGCGGGGUAUGAAGCCUACCGUCUUUUCACAUACCAUCGCGGUAUCUAUCGUACACCCCUGGCGGACGAUCGUGACCGGGAAGAAGAAGCCCUGGCAGGGCUGGCCAUCGCCGAGGCAACCAAGCUAUGGUCAUAUUGCCAACGACCCUCGGACAGGUACGGAAGGAGGGAAACAUGCGAAGUAGCUGCAGCUACCGCUGAGAGGCUUUUUCGAAGGGUACGUCACUGCUUUUUUUUUUGAUCAGCUGCUCGGUGUUGUACUGAAGCCGCAUGGUAAUGAUACACCAGGAUCGCCGUCGUGGCGUAAGGGGAUACCAUCGCCACGGAUCGAUCUCUUCGGCUUACGGAGAUGACUAUUACGAUGACAGUUAUCUCUCUGACGAUGAUGAGCGAUAUUCCCAUUAUGGAGGUCGCCGUCGCCUUUCUACUGGGUCUACCGGUGCCCUUAUUCCGUCGGGCUUUGGAGCAGGGUAUGGUUCCUACCCACAGCUUACAUAUGCCGGGCAGCAAGUGGGAU
Cantharellus anzutake is the source of this 1143-nucleotide messenger RNA. RefSeq lists its product as uncharacterized. The transcript has 4 exons. Bases 268 to 867 code for a protein of 199 amino acids. NCBI's taxonomy places the organism in Eukaryota, Fungi, Basidiomycota, Agaricomycetes, Cantharellales, Hydnaceae. The record is from RefSeq and is a predicted model, not a curated record.